Messenger RNA from Spirodela intermedia, 2855 nucleotides. The record is from the annotation of a GenBank genome assembly. Lineage: Eukaryota; Viridiplantae; Streptophyta; Magnoliopsida; Alismatales; Araceae.
AUGGCCGAUGCCAGGAAGGAGGUAUGGAGAACCGCGCUCGUACUCUUCGUGGGGCAGCUCCUUUCCCUUCUCAUGGCGGUCACGAGCUUCACUUCCUCCCUAAUCGCCAAACGCGAUGAGCCUCCACCCUCCCGCUUCUUCUUCUUCUUCUUCUUCUUCUGAGAAUCAAGUCUGAGAUUUGAUCUCCUUCUCGCAGGCGUUGACACGCCGCUCACCCAGUCCUUCUUCACCUACGUCUCCUUAACUCUGGUGUACGGCGCCGUCUUCUUGUUCCGUCGCCAAAAGCUACUGGUAUGACCGACACCGGAUUCUACCCCUUUUCCAGAGAGAGUUUUUCAUUCCGUCGCGGGUAUAGAUCGUUCGUUACGAAUGUACAUAUAUCCGUUCAAACGACGAGAUCGAUGACUGUGUGUGAUCUACGGAUCGAGAUCGGACGCGCGAGGCCGCAUCGGAUUUGGCAUUUGACAGCUCUCUCACCGCUCGGAACUUUUUUCGCAGGUUCCUUGGUACUGGUACCUGGCCUUGGCGAUCGUCGACGUCCAAGGGAACUACCUCGGUGAUUCUCUACCCAUCAAGAAACUUCUUCUCCUUUGUGCUGUCGACGGCGCACAACACACCCUGCGAGUCCUGCUCUUUCUCAGAGCAGCAAUUUUUGCCCCAUAAACGAGAAAGCUCGGUCCUCUUGGCUAUCUACUUCCGAUCUGGUCUCUCGCCUUUGGCGGGAAACUGAGGGAGGGCUCCGAUUGCGGACCAUACAACAAUCAGAUGAUCCAUUUGAACUAUCGGUGGCAUCAACCGCUGCGAGACCAACCCCAUUUUUUGAAAAGUCUUCCCAAUCGACGGGGGAUUGCAGUCCUUCUCGAUUCCCACUGCUUCGAUGAGUUUUCAUCCGCUUGCUUAUUUAUCGCGCAGUCUCUCACUCUCCCUGACGCGUAGGUGUGAAGGCCUACCAGUACACUUCGAUUACCAGUGCGACGCUCCUGGAUUACUGGACCAUACCAUGGAUCAUCAUCCUCACCUGGUUUGCUCUGGGAACGCGAUACUCCAUUGCUCAGUUUCUGGGGGCGGCCACCUGCGUAGCGGGCCUGGGACUGGUGCUUCUCUCGGAUGCGUGGGACUCCACUGGUGGUGAGUGAGCUCUUCUCUUUUCUCUUCUUCAUCUUUUUUUUUUUGGUUUUAUUUGGGAAGAAGGAUCAAACAUGGAUUAUUUGAUCGAAGUGGCUCGGAUGAUGGACAGGGCAGUGAAUUUUAUGCUUGUAAUAGAAUCACAACCCGCGUCCAGAAGCGUCGCGGGGGCUCCCAGACUUCCUUCCCUGUCAUGGGUCACAACAGCUUUUUUUUUCUCUUUUGACAUGCACAAUCUUCGUCGUUGACCCUGUGUCUGUCUGUUUGUCUGUCUCAGGUGGGAAGAAACCCCUCUUGGGCGACAUGCUGGUCAUCGCGGGGACGUUUUUUUACGCAUUCAGCAAUGUUGGAGAGGUCAAAGAGACGACUUUCCUUGUCUGGGUUCCGUUUCUUCUGUUCUUUCUCGAUAUCAAGACUGUUACUCGGACUUCAACAGAUAUCAUACUUAACAUUAUUCCGAUCUUUCUUCCUCCUAAAAAUAUUGCUGAUGUUUAGGCAAGGACUGAUUGACCGAGGCGUGGGUAGUUAGUUACUGACUCCCAAUCGUGCUCCCCUCUUCUUUGCCAAAAACAAAUGCAGGAAUUUUGUGUGAAGAAAAAAGACCGGGUGGAAGUCCUGGCGAUGCUCGGUCUGUUCGGCACGCUCGUCAGCGUUGGCGAGAUGUAUCCUUUUGAAUUUUCUGAGCGAACACCGAAGAGGCAUGCUCAAGCUGCCCGGUUCCUCUGUCCUUCCCACGGCAUGCUCGAUCUCUAUACUUGAGCUAUUAAAUCAUCGGGCCAAGAGACAUAAUUCCGCUAAAACUGUGAUCGGGAACUGUAUUCAUCAACACAGUGCUGCGGCGGGCAAUCGACUGUGCUAUAUUCCAUGACCCUCUCGCAGAUCUGUGUUCGAGAGGAAGGAUCUAGAGGCGGUCAAGUGGUCUGCAACUAUGGUAAAUAGCUGACGAAUCUCUUCUAUCCUUCCUCUUUGUUUCCUACCCAGGAAUGCCGUGAAGGAGCGGAAUAGGUCCAUCUGUUUCGAUUUGUUCAGGACGGAAGGAAUGCUCUAAAAUUUCUGCAAAACUAGUCAAAGGAAGCUUUUAAUUGGAUCGCAUUGAAACCAUCCGACCGAUACUCUUUCUUCUCCAGAUAGCGCUGUUCGCUGUGUUUGCUAUUUCGUCAGUUCUGUUCUACAGAGUGAUGAUGUUUGUUAUCAAGGUCAUGUGAUCUACAGAUAGCGUUGUUCCCUUUGGACAUUUUCCGACUGUAAAUCGUCCUUGUCGAGGGCUCAAAAGCUUGGUCGCAGUUGAGCGGCGUGACCUUGUUCAGUCUAUCCCUUCUCACCUCGGACAUGUGGGCGAUAAUCAUCCGCAUACUCUACUACCAUCAGAAGGUCUGAAUCUCCUCCCCUCCGAGGCCAUGCUUCUUGAUCCAUAGCUCCUCUCCCUGCUACUAAUGGUCCAUUUCAUCCGCCAUAAACUGCAGGUUGACUGGCUUUACUAUCUCGCAUUCGGAGUCGAAGCCGUUGGGCUGGUCAUCUACUCGGUGUAGUACGCCCUUUCUCUGAUCCACCCGAAAAGUAUCUCUGGUUCAUCACUCUCACCCAAGUAUGGUCUUGAUCAACACUAAUACCUGUUUCUUAGCAGCGACGCCGGUUCAACCAAGACAGGCCCCGUUGAUGAUGGGGUUUAUGAAGCGCUGACCGAGGAAACCAGCGAGACUUGUGGUUUAGGGGAACAUGGGCAAGAAUGA